AUCAUUGAAUUUUGGAUCUAGUCCUAAUUUCUGCAUCUCGUGGAACAGGAAACGUUAUUGCCAUUAAAAUUUGCCAAAGAAUUCAAAACAAUGGCUGCACUCAUUUUUGGAUUACUAGUUUUAUCUUCGAUCUCUGCUACGUUUUGCAAUGUUAUUUAUUAUCAACCUGAAGCUGUGCAUCUUUCCUAUGGAGAUAACAUCCAUGAUAUUGUUGUGACCUGGAGCACUAGGGACGACACAGAAGAAUCCAUAGUUGAAUAUGGCAUUGGAGGAUUUAUUCUCUCUGCUGCAGGAAAUUCCACACUAUUUAUUGAUGGUGGAAACGAAAAACAAAAGCAAUAUAUUCAUAGAGUAUGGCUAAAGAAUUUAACACCCAACAGCGAAUAUAUGUACCACUGUGGUAGCAAAUAUGGAUGGUCGAAUGCCUUCUACGUGAGAACUGCCCCAGAGGAUUCUACAGCUUGGUCACCUCAAAUAGUUAUCUUCGGUGACAUGGGGAAUGAGAAUGCUCAAAGUUUGUCGAGAUUACAGGAAGAGGCACAACGUGGACUAUACGAUACAGCAAUUCAUGUUGGGGAUUUUGCGUAUGACAUGAACACAGACAAUGCACGUGUUGGUGAUGAAUUCAUGAAGCAAAUAGAAGGAGUCGCUGCUUAUUUACCUUAUAUGACAGUACCUGGAAAUCAUGAAGAACGUUACAAUUUUAGUAACUAUAGGUCUCGUUUUACGAUGCCUGGCGAUAGCGAAGGUUUAUGGUAUAGUUUUAACGUAGGACCCGUGCACUUCAUUGCCAUAGAGACAGAAGCUUAUUAUUUUAUGAACUAUGGUAUCAAACAAGUGGUUAAACAGUAUCAGUGGCUAGAGAAGGAUUUAAAAGAAGCCAAUAGUCCUGAGAACAGGGCACAAAGACCCUGGAUAGUGACAUUCGGUCACAGGCCAAUGUACUGCAGUAAUGCAAAUGCAGACGAUUGUACAAAUCACCAAACUCUCGUCAGAGUUGGAUUGCCAUUUUUAAAUUGGUUUUCGCUCGAAGACCUCUUUUUUAAAUAUAAAGUAGAUUUAUUACUAUGGGCUCACGAACACAGUUAUGAACGUAUGUGGCCCAUGUAUAAUUUUAAGGUAGAAAAUGGUACUUACGAAGAACCGUAUAAGAAUUACAAGGCACCUGUACACAUAGUAACUGGAUCGGCCGGAUGCAAGGAGGGUAGAGAAAAGUUCGUCCCGCAUAAACCAGAAUGGUCUGCAUAUCGUAGUUCAGAUUAUGGUUACACAAGGAUGAAGGCAUACAAUCAGACUCAUCUAUAUCUUGAACAGGUGUCUGAUGAUAAGGAUGGUGCUGUAUUGGAUCAAGUUUGGCUCAUAAAGGACGAUAUUUUCCCGGUGUACAAUAUAGAUAACCUUGCAUAGAAAGAAUAAUAGAGCACAAUUUAGGAUAAAAUAAUGGAAAUAAUGCCAUAGACAUAUCGUUUUAGUUACCAUUUUUUCUUGUUCGACAAUUGUACCAUCCUGUUUUAUGGUAAAUAGCAAAAUUUUAUAGCUAUAAACUUCAAACAAUCGACUUUUAAUUCUAUCAUUAAAAAUUCUCCCUGUUCCCUCUCGCAUCGAAACGAAUAAACUACAAAUGUUUGCUAAUUGCAAAUGAGAUGGAAAUUAAUAAUGCGUACGUACAAUAUAAUCCUUUAAUUGUUAAAAU
Molecule: messenger RNA, 1693 nt
Organism: Dufourea novaeangliae
Lineage: Eukaryota; Metazoa; Arthropoda; Insecta; Hymenoptera; Halictidae
Product: iron/zinc purple acid phosphatase-like protein
Exons: 7
Coding region: 91-1407 (438 amino acids)
Molecular function (GO): acid phosphatase activity; metal ion binding
Source: RefSeq, a predicted model, not a curated record